Messenger RNA from Setaria italica (foxtail millet), 2142 nucleotides. RefSeq names its product protein ECERIFERUM 3. Gene Ontology annotation, biological process: lipid biosynthetic process. The transcript has 9 exons. Lineage: Eukaryota; Viridiplantae; Streptophyta; Magnoliopsida; Poales; Poaceae. Gene Ontology annotation, molecular function: oxidoreductase activity; iron ion binding. Bases 84 to 1940 code for a protein of 618 amino acids. The record is from RefSeq and is a predicted model, not a curated record.
CGAGCUGAGCACGCGGCCACGCACCACCAAGUUGCAAGUAGCUCUCUUACAUUCCGAUCAAUCGAGGAGAAGACUCGGCACGCAUGGAGCCUCCACUGGCUUCCUGGCCAUGGGAGAACCUGGGCACCUACAAGUACUUGCUGUGCGCGCCGCUGCUGGCCAAGGCCGUGGGCGGCAGGGCGUGGGAGAGCGGGAGCCCGGACCGGUGGUGCUUCCUCCUCCUCCUCCUCUUCGUCCUCCGGGCGGCGACUUACCACUCCUGGGGCAUCUUCAGCAACAUGCUCUUCCUCAACCGCCGCCGCGUCAUCGUCCGCGACGGCGUCGACUACGAGCAGAUCGACAAGGAAUGGCACUGGGACAACUUCCUGAUCCUGCAGCUCUGGCUGGCGGCCAUGGCCCUGUACGCCUUCCCUUCCCUGAGGCACCUCCCUCUCUGGGACGCGCGGGGCGCGGCCGUGGCGCUCCUGCUCCAUGUCGCCGCCACCGAGCCCCUCUUCUACCUGCUGCACAGGGCCCUGCACAGAGAACACCUCUUCUCCGACUACCACUCCCUCCACCACUCCAUCAGAGUCCUCCAGCCUUACACAGCUGGGCUCGCGACGCCGCUCGAGAUCCUGGCGAUCAGCGGGCUCAUGGCGGUGCCCGUCGCGGCCGCCUGCGCGGCGGGGCUCGGCUCGGCCUGCCUGCUCUUUGGCUACGCGCUGGCGUUCGACUUCCUCAGGGCCAUGGGGCACUGCAACGUGGAGGUGUUCCCCGGCUGGCUUUUCGAGACCGUCCCGGCGGCCAGAUACCUCAUCGGCACCCCGACGUAUCAUACUAUCCACCACACUGACAAGGACAGCAACUUCUGUCUGUUUAUGCCAUUAUUUGAUCUGCUCGGAGGCACUCUGAAUGGCAAGUCCUGGGAGCUGCAGGAGAAAAAUAGCGCAGGGAGUGACGAGAUCCCCGGCUUCGUGUUCCUGGCCCACGUCGUCGAUGUGAUGUCGUCCAUGCACUCCAGAAUGUCGAGCAGGUACCGCGCCUCGCUGCCGUACCGCACCAGGCCUUUCCUCGUGCUGAUGUGGCCCGUCGCGUUCGUGUUCAUGCUCAUGAUGUGGGCGUGGUCCAAGACCUUCGUCGUCUACUUCUACAGGCUCCGGGGCCGCCUGUUCCAGACCUGGGUCGUCCCCAGACACGGCUUCCACUACUUCUUGCCGUUUGCGAAAGAUGGCAUCAACAAGCAGAUCGAGACGGCCAUCCUGAGGGCCGACAAGAUGGGCGUCAAGGUCAUCAGCCUCGCGGCACUGAACAAGAACGAGUCGCUGAACGGCGGGGGCACGCUGUUCGUGACGAAGCACCCGGGCCUGCGGGUGCGCGUCGUCCACGGCAACACGCUGACAGCGGCGGUGAUCCUACGGGAGAUCCCCGAGGGCACGGCGGAGGUGUUCCUGACCGGCGCCACGUCCAAGCUCGGCCGCGCCAUCGCGCUCUACCUCUGCAGGAAGAGGGUCCGCGUCAUGAUGCUCACGGCGUCGGAGGAGAGGUUCCAGAAGGUCCAGGAGGAGGCGCCGCCGGAGGCCCGGCAGUACCUGGUCCGCGUCACCAAGUACCAGUCGGCCCAGCACUGCAAGACGUGGAUCGCGGGGAAGUGGCUGUCGCCGGGGGACCAGCGGUGGGCGCCGGCGGGGACGCACUUCCACCAGUUCGUGGUGCCGCCCAUCCUCCGCUUCCGCCGGGACUGCACCUACGGCGAUCUCGCCGCCAUGCGCCUGCCGGACGACGUGCAGGGCCUCGGCGUCUGCGAGUACACCCUGGGCCGCGGCGUCGUGCACGCGUGCCACGCCGGCGGCGUCGUGCACUUCCUCGAGGGGUACGAGGGCCACGAGGUCGGCGCCAUCGACGUCGACCGCAUCGACGUCGUCUGGGAGGCCGCGCUGCGCCACGGCCUGCGCCCCGCCUGAUCCAUCCAUCGAUCGAUAGCAAGCAAUGUCAUCAUCGAUCAAUUUCGCAUGCCAACGGCAGAAUGUCACUUUUGAUUUCAGUGAACAGCCAUUCAUAAAUAAGGACACCAGCACAACGAGUGAAUAAUACAUAUCAGUUCAAAUGUUUGGAUUUGUAUUUGUUGGAUACUUUGUAUUUUGAGCUUUUCCUUUUUUUCUUAUA